This is a messenger RNA of Caenorhabditis bovis, 1788 nucleotides long. The record is from the annotation of a GenBank genome assembly. NCBI's taxonomy places the organism in Eukaryota, Metazoa, Nematoda, Chromadorea, Rhabditida, Rhabditidae.
AUGAGCUCAGACGAUAUUCCUACUCUAGCCGAACUUCAUGCAAUCCAAGCUACGUUGCAUCCUAAGAAACAAGCACCGAAAAUUGUGGACAGAGCAAUUAGCAUUGAUGAUUAUUCUGGAAAAAAUGAAAAACCUGCAAACGCCUAUUUGCGAUGGAAUCUACUUUUCACAUUUCUUAUAUUCUUAUUCAUUUCUUCGCCGAUUUGGAUUCCAACAAUUCCAGCAUUGAAUGAUUUCGCAUUAGAAAUUGUCAUUAUCUUCACGAUUGUCAUUCAUUGUCAAUGGAUAAUUGCAUUAUUCAAUAACCUUCGGUAUACAUACCGAUUGAGGAAAUACGCCUCCCACAAAAUUGAGUUGGACAAGAUACCAAAUGAAUCUGGAAUUGUUGUGAAGCAUUUAGUUGGAAUUUGCGUUUAUAAUGAGCCACCCGAACUUUUAAAAGACACCAUUGACAGUAUUGCAUGUCAGCCAAAUGCAAAAUCAAAAAUCACUGUUUUAAUCGGUAUGGAGGAAGGGACUCCCAAUAAGGAAGAGAAAAAAGCAAUGCUACAUGCAAAGUAUGAUUCGAAAUUUGAAAGAUUUAUCGUCACAUUCCAUCCCCGUGGACUCCCUGGUGAUAUUCCUGGAAAAUGCUCAAACUUCAAUUAUGCCUCUCGCUAUGCCGUUCAGCUUCUUCGGAAGGACAAGGAUUAUCCACUUGGGAAAACAGGAAAUAAUGUAGAGCUGCUGGUCACCACUGGCGAUUGUGAUUCCAUAUUUGGAGAUCGAUAUUUCGAUGCACUUGAAGAAGAUUACUUCAAGUUAACUCCAAAGCAACGAACCUAUACUGUUUGGCAGUCUCCUCUUUUCUACUGUAUCAAUCUUGACAAAUCUCCAUUUUUCGUUAGAGUCACGGGAUUGAUGAGAUCGUUCUUCAUGAUGGGAUUCUUGAUCCCGUGGAAUAUCAAUACAAUGAGCAUUUUCUCUCUGACAUUAAAGCUUUUCGAAGACGGAGAAUACACACAUCCAGGGUAUCAAAUGGACGACAUCAUUGCUCUUAUUCGCUGGUCCCUUGCUGUUCGGAAGAAGUGUGUGAUUCGGAUGAUCCCGGUAGCAACACUUAGUGGGCCGACAAGUGGAAAGAAUUAUGUUGAUGAAUGGUAUGAAUGGGCGAGACAGAUCAGGCGGUGGACAAUUGGAGCAGCAGAAGUGUUUCAUUAUUUUGCCAUCAAAGCCUUCAGACUCCCAAUAGGAGUUUCCAUUUCAUUUGCAUUCAAAUUCGUCUUUUAUUACGGAUUUCUUCUCUGCAUUGCUUCGGUCUACGGAAUCGUUGCACCUCUUGUGACUCCCGCAAUGCUGAAUGCGGUUGAUCAUGGUGCUCAUGGACUUGUUGUUCCAAAUAACAAGUGUUUCACCAUCAUCAUGUUCAGUUUCCUCGGUCUGCAAUACCUUUUCUUCGCUGCAGUCGUUGCCAUCAACUAUCUAUGUCAGCCAGUUUUCCCACGACAAACCAAAGACGAAACCGGGAUAAUUCGAAAUGUUUUCCACUGGAUUAUGAUGUGGCCAACAUUGGUCAUGUACUGUUGCGUUGAGCUUGUUGCAUUCCUUGAGGUGACGAUAAGAGGAAAGUCAGUUUGUUCUCACAACGCAUCGAAAAAAGACAACCUUAAUUCAAAUAAGGAACUCGAGUCUUCUGCGCUAUCGGAAGUGCCACAACGAUCCGAACGGUCAAAUAUGAAAGCGCGAAUGCCGACUAAUCCGGAUCCCGCAUUGCAUUCUCCGGAUGACCCACCACCGGAAUUUGAGUAA